AAGAGCGAGAAGAAGCUCAACAACACCAAGAAGAAGAUUGAGACAAAGACCGAGGAGAAGGUGCAGGAGAUUAUUGAGUGGAAAGACGAGGUGAAGAACGUGGUGAAGGAAGCCACGUAUGAGAACAAUGUCUCGGAAAACAUAAAGGAGAAUGAAACAGAGCAGGGAGAGAGCUCUCAGGCUGAAAAGAGAACAAGCAACGGGGUCAACUCCUCUGCCAGUAUAUUUAUUGGAUCAGUGCUGACCGAGAGGAGAAUUUCUACUUUCUACCGUCAACUCACCGAUUUCAAUAUGGCAACCGAAAGCCCACACAUCAACCCUUGCCAUCAAGACAACGAUUUCGGUCCGUUUGCGUGCCUUAUACACACCUUAAUUCAAGAUGACCGAGGUCGAAAGAAGAAACUCAACAUCACUGUGCGCGACCGCGACAUAGUCGUCUGCGUGUCGGUCGAGUCGGAUGUCCGUGUACUGCAUCUACAGUGUGUGCGCGAUGACACAGUUGCAAAGGCGCGGGUCGCCAUUGAGGAGCUCUUUGAUGAGUUGAAGGCCUUGGAUGAUAGUAAAGAUGCCCAAAAGGUCAAGAGGAUGGCGCUCAUAAUGAAAGACGAUGUUACGGACUUAGUUCAUCACGAGUUCCAUGAAUUUGUUAAUGCGCAGGCGCAGAAACGCGGCCUUGAGUUUACCUGGAUGGAAGGGGGCUACUCAAGGGACACAUUGCGAGCCAUUCGUGAUCAAGUAUUCCUGGAGCUGAGGUUGCGUGAAGGCGGAAAUUGGGAUGCGAAGACUAAUCGACGCCAUGGAGUUGGGUCAAGGGAAUUUGAGGCCAAGGAACAAGAGGAGCGAAAACAGCGAAAGAAGGGAAGGAAGGGGCAGAAGGGACCCCAAAGGGCGGAAGACGAUGAUGCUGAGUCGCAAGUUGGAGAGUUAUAA
Messenger RNA from Clonostachys byssicola, 930 nucleotides. The record is from the annotation of a GenBank genome assembly. NCBI's taxonomy places the organism in Eukaryota, Fungi, Ascomycota, Sordariomycetes, Hypocreales, Bionectriaceae.